This is a messenger RNA of Pseudogymnoascus destructans, 1726 nucleotides long. RefSeq lists its product as uncharacterized. Gene Ontology annotation, molecular function: mRNA binding. Gene Ontology annotation, cellular component: mRNA cleavage factor complex. The transcript has 2 exons. The record is from RefSeq and is a predicted model, not a curated record. Bases 16 to 825 code for a protein of 269 amino acids. Lineage: Eukaryota; Fungi; Ascomycota; Leotiomycetes; Thelebolales; Thelebolaceae.
CCUCCAAGAGCAAUCAUGUCAACAAUCACCGCCACCGCCCUCCAAACCUCAUACGCCCCAAUUCUCCCUCUCAGCUUCAAUGGGAACCAGUCGGAGACAAUCCGCCUCUACCCACUCUCCAACUACACCUUUGGCACCAAGGAGAACCAGCCCGAAGAAGACCCGUCAGUACUUGCCCGCCUAAAGCGCCUCGAAGAGCACUAUGAGCUUCAUGGAAUGCGCCGUACCUGUGAAGGCAUCCUCGUCUGUCACGAGCACAAUCACCCUCACAUCCUGAUGCUACAGAUUGCAAACGCGUUCUUCAAGCUCCCGGGCGACUACCUCAAGCCCGAGGACGACGAGAUCGAGGGGUUCAAGGCGCGACUGAAUGAACGGCUCGCACCGGUCGGAUCGCAGUUCUCGGGAGAGGGAGUCAAUGAGGACUGGGAAAUUGGCGACACGUUGGCGCAAUGGUGGCGCCCAAACUUUGAGACGUUCAUGUACCCAUUCAUCCCCGCCCACGUAACAAGGCCGAAGGAAUGCAAAAAACUCUACUUCAUCCAGCUUCCGCGACAGAAGGUUCUUAGCGUGCCAAAGAACAUGAAGCUCCUCGCCGUCCCGCUCUUCGAACUCUACGAUAACACUGCGCGCUACGGCCCCCAGCUAUCCGCGAUUCCGCAUCUGCUCUCGCGUUAUAACUUUGAAUUCGUGGAUGAGAAGGGACAGGUUGUUGCUGCGACACCCGGCCAGGCGCCAGAUGCCAACGGCUACGUGCCACAGACGAAGGUUCUGGCCGGUGGCGAUAUAGAAAUCGAGGAUUUCCCUACGAAUGAGGAGAAGGUUUGAACUUGCAGCACACAAACGGAGUUGGCGUUAGGGAAAGCAUGGCUAUAUGCAUAGAUACCAUAGGACCAGGUGUACAAUAUGUAAUGAUCGUCAAGAACAUUUGGGUGGGUUGGCAUGUUGCAGCCAGCAGAAUUGUGACGCUCUAGAACCGAUGCUACUCAUGCCUUCUCUCCCUGUAUCGUAGCCACCACCUUCCUCUGGUGCCUAGCCGCCCUGAACUCUAGAUACCACACUCCCUGCCACGUCCCAGUCGCCAGCUUUCCAUCCUUUAUGGGUAUCGUCACGCUCGCUCCAAUCAAUGCGCUCUUAAUAUGUGCCUACAGCUUGUUAGCCACUACCUACCCAAACCUUUGCUGAGAGCAUACAGGCAUAUCAUCCAAACCCUCCGCCGAGUGUCUGUAUAGGUCUCCCUUUUUAUCCUCUGGCGCAAUGCGGUCAAGCGCAUCGCUCAUGUCCUCCCUCACAUCCGAAUCCCAGUUCUCGUUGAGGGAGAGCGCGCAGGACGUGUGCUGGACAAACAGGUUGACAAGGCCUACUUUGUAGCCCUUGAGCUCUGGAAGACUGUCGACGAUGUGGUCGGUGAUGAGAUAGCUGCCCCGCGACUUGGGAGGCAGAGUUAUUGUCUUUUGAAACCAGGACAUAGUGGCGGGUGUGGGUUUUGGACGCUAGGUGUCUGUGAUUGGUAUUGGGGAAAGAGCGCUGUUGAGCAAAGAUAGAGCGGUACGUGCUACAGAUAAUGGCAAAGCGAAGGCAAGAAAACAAUAAUAAGAACGGGUUUGAGGCGGGGUUCAGCGAUCUGUCGAGAUCGUGAGGUGGGUUGGGAAGUAAAGUUUGGUGGGGGUUAUCGGGUAAAUGUGAUGUCACCGCAGGGCGGUAAUUUAUAGAAAGUAUGGAUAGGCUG